This is a messenger RNA of Eruca vesicaria subsp. sativa (arugula), 645 nucleotides long. The record is from the annotation of a GenBank genome assembly. Lineage: Eukaryota; Viridiplantae; Streptophyta; Magnoliopsida; Brassicales; Brassicaceae.
CUUUCUAUAAAUAGAGUUUGAUCAAAUACAUUAUUUUAUCCACCACAUCUUUAAACUCAAAAACAACAUAGAGAAAACAUGUCAAGACUUAGCAUAUGCCUGUUUGUGUUGCUAUGUGCGUUUGCUGCGAAAUCAGCCGCUCAAUCCGCUACCAACGUAAGAGCAACUUACCAUUUCUACAACCCUGCACAAAACGGGUGGGAUCUUUACAAAGUAAGUGCAUAUUGCUCAACUUGGGAUGGGAACCAACCACUUGAGUGGCGUCAGAAGUACGGCUGGACAGCUUUCUGUGGUCCGGUUGGACCGACCGGUCGUGACUCUUGCGGUAAAUGCUUGAGGGUGACGAAUACUGGGACUCAAGCGCAAGCGACGGUGAGAAUCGUGGAUCAGUGCAGUAACGGUGGUUUAGACUUGGAUGACGCCGUUUUCAAACAGAUUGAUACAGACGGACAAGGAUACGCUCGUGGCCACUUAAUUGUCAACUACGAGUUUGUCAACUGUUGAAGAUCAUCGAAUUCAAGUUCAUCUAAUGAUCUUUCUCAUAUCAUGAUCUCCCUAUUAUUAUCUUUAACUAAUAAUGUUAAUCAAAGAAAAUAAAUGUCUCGAUCUUUCAUAAUAAAGAUAAAUAAAAUAAAGUGAUUUAAG